AGAUGACAUAGAUGUCAGAAUCCAAUCUCUAACCUAACUUCUAAUUUCUGCACCAUAUAUUUUGUCAACAUACCACAUAAACAAUAGCGCUUUUCACCAGAGCUUUAGAAGCUUUUCUGCAUAGCUUUGAGCGAAUUUACCCAUUAAUUUAUUAUACGGAAAAAUGGCAAAACAAUAUGGCCUCAUAAUUCCCAAUAAAAAGGCUGGACUGGCAGUAACUCGCCCAUCUAUCUUUAACGAAGACUCGGACUCUGACUCGCCAAAAGUCCUCAAACCCACUGGCGUCAGUAAAACGAAAAAGCAGGAUAUAAUCAAUCAACAGAAAGCUCUUGAAGAUGAUCCAACGGUAUAUCAAUAUGACGAAGUCUAUGAUCAGAUGGAGAAGAAAAAGAAAGAAUCGAAACUGGCAAGGAAAGAUAUAGAAAAGAAGCCUAAAUAUAUAAGCAAACUAUUAGCGGCUGCCGAUAGGAGAAAGCGGGAAAAUGAAAGACGGAUUGAACGCCAAGUGCAAAAGGAACGAGAAGAAGAAGGCGAGCAGUUUAAUGACAAAGAAUCCUUUAUAACGUUGUCUUAUAAGAAAAAAUUGGAGGAGCUCCAAGUGUUGGAAGAGCAAGAAAAGCGCGAGGAAUAUUUGGAGUCCAUUGGCGAUGUAACUAAGCAGGGUAAUUUAGAUGGGUUCUAUCGCCAUUUGUAUGAUCAGAAGUUGAAUUAUGAAGACAAAGAGGAAGAAUUGACUACCGUUAAAAAGGAGCCAUUAAGCGACAACGAAAAAAGUGACCAGGAAAGAACUGCAAUCAAGAGAAAAUCAGAUAGUGAAACAGACAAUGGCAGCCAUACAAACAAAUCAACGGCAAAGAAGCGCAAAUACCGCACAAGAAAAGCUUCGGACAGUGACAAUGAAAAAUCCGACAAAGAGCAGGAAAUCGUUGAAGUGAAGAAGGAACAUUUGCCUUCCAAUCUUGAUGCAGACUCGGAUUUCAGCGUGGACUCUUCAGAUAGUGAGGACGAAGAAGCCAACUCGAAAACAAAAGGGCUUAAAAAAGGAACAGACGCAAAUAUCGAAUGUGAAGGCGAAAAGUUGCAAUUGCCAGCCAAAGGGAAUGUUUUAAGCGACAAUGCGGCAUUGGCUAAAAAUGAGGGCACAGAUCAACCAAAUGAAAACAUUAAAAAAGAUGAACCUGCUAUAGUCAAAGAUGAGAAACCUGCAAAACCAAAACAAAAUAUUUGGAAGAAACGUACAGUAGGAGAUCUAUUUGAAGAAGCUGUUAAGCGGUAUUUUGAACGGAAAUCCGCUAGAGGUUGGUGAGGCAGCUUUUAAUGUUAAUUCUUACAGUUGUUGAAUCAAAGUCAAAAUUGAAGUAAUUAUAUCAAAAAUGUAUUUCCGCGUCUAAGGAAGCGCGAUUUUAGACAAUAAUACAAGGAACUAUACUAAA
Dendroctonus ponderosae (mountain pine beetle) is the source of this 1433-nucleotide messenger RNA. RefSeq names its product nuclear speckle splicing regulatory protein 1. The record is from RefSeq and is a predicted model, not a curated record. Bases 164 to 1306 code for a protein of 380 amino acids. Lineage: Eukaryota; Metazoa; Arthropoda; Insecta; Coleoptera; Curculionidae. The transcript is spliced from 5 exons. Gene Ontology annotation, biological process: regulation of alternative mRNA splicing, via spliceosome.